Pollicipes pollicipes is the source of this 1098-nucleotide messenger RNA. RefSeq names its product microtubule-associated protein tau-like. Gene Ontology annotation, cellular component: neuron projection. Gene Ontology annotation, molecular function: microtubule binding. NCBI's taxonomy places the organism in Eukaryota, Metazoa, Arthropoda, Thecostraca, Pollicipedomorpha, Pollicipedidae. The record is from RefSeq and is a predicted model, not a curated record. The transcript has 8 exons. Bases 1 to 1098 code for a protein of 365 amino acids. Gene Ontology annotation, biological process: microtubule cytoskeleton organization; neuron projection development.
AUGACGCGCGCCCAGGCCCUGCUGCUGGAGAAGAAGAAGCAAGAGGAGGCAGACUUCAAGAAAAAGGAGAUACGGGGCCGGUCGCUCUCGCGGAAACGAAGAGACGCUGAUCGGGACUCGGGUGUGGACGAAGGAAAGGAUGUCGACCAAUCAGUUUCCCCUCAGAAGAGCCGCUCUCCGACCAAACGCGUCCAGCCGGCCACAUCUCAAGAGAAGCAAAAAAAAGUACCCAUGAACAAGGUGCAAGUGGGGACAGCUGCUUCGCCGAACAUAAAGAACGUCAAAUCUCGCAUCGGGUCUCUGGCAAAUUCAAGCUACAAACCCGGUGGAGGGAACAUCAAAAUCGAAAGCCACAAAAUCGACGUGAGCAAGGCCUCGACAAAAAUCCAGGCGAAGUCUAGCUACAAACCCGGUGGUGGCACCAAAAAGAUCGAGUCAAGGAAGCUGGAGUGGAAGUCGGAGUCGAAGGUCGGCUCCAUGGGCAACACGAACUACAAGCCGGGCGGCGGCAAUGUCAAGGUCAGCAACCAGAAGCUGGAGUUCAAGGAGCGCGCUGCACCCAAGGUCGGCUCGCGGGACAACAUGCAGCACAAACCGGGCGGCGGCGAUGUCAAGGUUGAAUCCAUCAAAAUUGACAUGUCCGCGGUGGGCAGUAGGAUUGGCUCGCUGGAUAACGUGAAACACAAGCCGCAAGGUGGCGACAAGAAAAUCUUCAACGACACUGAGUACAUUCGCCAGAUUAGCUCUGGCUCUGGCGAGGGCCGUAGCAGGCGCAAGUCUCAGGCCAGCUCGAUAGAUGACGCCACGGAACCGAGCACGGGUCCGUCUUCGCCAACAAAAUCUCCCAACAAAUCUCCAGCAAAGUCUCCGUCUUCACCCGCGCAGCCAGAUAACCCGAAAUCUCCCGAAGCUGAUACCAAGCCACCGCAGCCUGAAGACUCGUCCCAAUCUGCGGAGGCCACAUCCCCGGCGGAGGAGGCCAAGUCCCCAGAAUCCGACGCCAAGUCUCCGAACCCUGAGGCCAAGUCCCCAGAAUCCGAGCCGAGCUCGCCGUCGUUCGCUGUGUUCGUGUGCGUGCGCGUGGGUGUGCAGGUGUAG